GUCCUCUCGCGGAAAAUGGCGGCUCUCAGCAAACUGGUGACCGGGAGAAACUCCUCACUGACAGCCGCCGCCGCCGCCACAGCCGCCGCCGCCACAACCGCCUUGGCCUUCGCCUACCUGGUCAGAAGAAAGAGGAGAAACACGCUGCUCAGUAAGAAUGGUGGCAAAGUGCUUACAAGUGAUAAAGAAUCAAAAAAAGAUAAAGCAGUUGUGGACGGUGUUUUCUUUUCAAGGUUAUGGAGGAUUUUGAAAAUAAUGGUGCCUGGAUUAGUUUCACAAGAGUCUGCAUACCUGUUGCUCAUUGCUGUCAUGCUUGUUGCUCGCACUUACUGUGAUGUCUGGAUGAUUCAAAAUGGGACCUUGAUCGAAAGUGGAAUCAUAAGCAGAAAUUCGCAGUUAUUCAAGAAGCAUUUUGUAUGGUUUAUUGCUGCUAUGCCCAUGAUAUCAGUGGUAAAUAAUUUCCUGAAGUUGGGUUUGAAUCAACUGAAACUUCGAUUCAGAGUUAGACUCACCGGAUACCUAUAUGAGGAGUACUUAAAGGGCUACACUUACUAUAAGAUGGGUAACCUUGACAAUCGAAUAGCAAAUGCAGACCAACUGUUGACGCAAGAUGUGGAGAAGUUCUGCAAUAGUGUCGUGGACUUGUAUUCAAAUCUGAGCAAGCCUCUUCUGGACAUCUUUCUGUAUAUAUAUAAAUUAGCAAGUGCAAUAGGUGCUCAGGGUCCAGCUAGUAUGAUGGCCUACCUGAUCAUUUCAGGACUGAUUCUCACGCGUUUCAGAAGACCAAUUGGUAAAAUGACAGUGACAGAACAAAGAUAUGAAGGAGAAUACAGAUAUGUCAACUCGCGACUAAUUACAAAUAGCGAGGAAAUUGCUUUCUACAAUGGAAACAGGAGGGAAAAACAGACUAUACACACGUCCUUUAAACGGCUGGUGGAUCACUUACACAAUUUCAUUGUCUUCCGCUUUAGCAUGGGAUUUGUGGACAGUAUAAUUGCCAAAUAUCUUGCUACUGUUAUCGGUUACCUAGUUGUUAGCCGACCCUUCCUGAAUCUCUCUCACCCUCGUCAUCUGGAAAGUAACCAUGCAGAACUGCUUGAGGACUACUAUCAGAGUGGCCGUAUGUUACUGAGAUUGUCUCAGGCCCUUGGCAGAAUAGUACUGGCUGGUCGGGAGAUGACCAGAUUGGCUGGUUUCACAGCUCGUAUCACUGAAUUAAUGCAGGUUCUGAAGGAACUAAAUAGUGGAAAAUAUGAGCGCACUAUGGUUUCUCAGCUAGAUAAGGGUUCAGAAUCUCAAAGUGCCUUGCCUUUGAUACCAGGGAGUGGGAAAAUCAUUAUUUUGGAUCGUGUUAUUAAAUUUGAACAUGUACCCUUGGUGACACCUAAUGGAGAUGUUUUGAUUCAAGAUCUUUCAUUUGAGGUGCGAUCAGGGACGAAUGUCUUGGUGUGUGGCCCAAAUGGUUGUGGAAAGAGCUCACUUUUCCGUUGUCUAGGAGAGUUAUGGCCCCUGUUUGGAGGACGUCUGACUAAACCAGACAGAGGGAAGUUGUUUUACGUUCCUCAGCGUCCAUACAUGACUCUAGGGACUCUGAGGGAUCAGGUGAUCUACCCAGAUACCAUAGAGGAUCAGAGGCGGAAAGGAAUAUCUGACCUGGUAUUGAAAGAUUAUCUUGGCAAUGUACAACUUGGCCACAUUCUGGAUCGUGAGGGAGGCUGGGAUUGUAUUCAAGACUGGAUGGAUGUACUCAGUGGUGGGGAGAAGCAGAGAAUGGCUAUGGCUCGAUUGUUCUACCACAAACCACAGUUUGCUAUUCUAGAUGAAUGUACCAGUGCGGUUAGUGUGGAUGUUGAAGGCUACAUCUACAACCACUGCAGGAAGGUUGGCAUUACGUUGUUCACAGUGUCCCACAGAAAGUCUCUUUGGAAACACCAUGAGUAUUAUCUGCAUAUGGAUGGCAGAGGCAAAUACGAAUUUAAGCCAAUCACUGCAGAUACUGUGGAAUUUGGUUCCUAAAAUCCAGAAGUCACUGUUUAUGACAGAAGAAGUGGACUGAUUACAGAAAUCUGUACAAAAUGCAUUAUCCUGUAAACUAACUUUAAAAAUGUAACUUGUAAUUAAAUGUCAGUUUUGAUGGUACUGUAAGAAACUGAAUAAUUAAGUUUAUUAAUUUGUAGUCUUGAUGAGGGCUGUAUAUUUGGAAAUAUUAAUAUUGAGACUUGGAAUAUUUAGUAAAAUUCAACGAGAGACUAAUUUGAUUAAGCAAAUAACUUAAUUAAGUUAAAUUAUGUUUUAUGUACAGUAACGAUUAAGUACUGUAGAAAUGCACUACGUAAAGGCAUGCUCUUAAUAUGCAAGAUUUGAUAUCUGUAAGUCACUUCCUAAUGUUUUACAGAAAAAAUAAACAUGUGAAAUGUUAACAUCA
Molecule: messenger RNA, 2425 nt
Organism: Callorhinchus milii (elephant shark)
Lineage: Eukaryota; Metazoa; Chordata; Chondrichthyes; Chimaeriformes; Callorhinchidae
Product: ATP-binding cassette sub-family D member 3
Exons: 23
Coding region: 16-2016 (666 amino acids)
Biological process (GO): peroxisome organization; very long-chain fatty acid catabolic process; fatty acid beta-oxidation
Cellular component (GO): peroxisomal membrane; peroxisome
Molecular function (GO): ABC-type transporter activity; ATP hydrolysis activity; ATP binding
Source: RefSeq, a predicted model, not a curated record